AUGGUGAAUUGCCCUAAUUUUGUAGAAGAAAUAUUGGUGGACAUCCUGCUAAGACUGCCCGUCAAGUCUAUCAUAAGAUUCAAAGCCGUGCAUAGUUCAUGGCUUUCUUUCCUUUCAAGCAAAGAGUUUACUCUUCAACAUCUCCGACGUAAUAAAGCUAAUUAUUCUACAUACAAAUGCGGCUUCAUUCGCGUUGAAGCUAAUCAGACAUUCGGGCAUCCAUCUCUCUCCUUCCGUAAUCUUGUUACAGCGACUGAGGACGGUAACGUUGUAAUAGAGGAGAUUAAAGAAGCUUUCAGAGAGACGGAUUCCGGUGUUAGAGUACAUGGAUCAUUCAACGGUUUGUUACUGGUAAGCAUAAACGGCCACCUCAUACUGUGGAAUCCAUCUACCAUGGAAUAUAAAAGGAUUGAUAUACGCUCCCUUUGUCGUUAUAUCAUUAUCGAGAUUGGGCUAGGUUACGACGAGUUAAACGACAGUUAUAAAAUUAUUUUAAUUCAUGCUCACUUAGAGACAAUUACAAUUGAAGUUUAUAGUAUGAAAACAAAUAGUUGGAAGAAAAUAUAUUAUUAUUAUGAUGAGUUUCCUUAUAUUUUAUCACAAAGUAAUCAAUUUAUUACUUUGGCCAAUGGGAUCCCACAUUGGAUUGUGGCGCGACGGAUUGUGCGGCCAUGUGGAAAUUGUACUAAAAAAGUUGUUUUGCGUUUUGAUAUGAUAGACGAGGUGUUCAAAGAGGUGGUUCUACCCGAAGAAUUGCAAUGUAUUAGCGAAGGGGUUCAAAGUAUCUCUAUGUUGGAUGGUGAUCUUUGCGUAGUAGCAUCGAAAGGCGGCUGGGUGAUGAAAGAUUACGGGACUGCGAAGUCAUGGUAUAAAUUGGACAUUGAUUAUGGUUUUCAUCAACGACAUCUACUUCACUUUCUGCCAGUCGGAUUUUCCAACGACAAGAAUCAAGUUGUUGUGGGGAUAAAUCGAAUUAAAUGGAGAUCAUAUGAACAAGCUAUUGUAAUAUACAACAAGAGCAGCAAUCAGUAUACUAAUUUUGUAAAACUCAAAUCAAAUGUAGUUUCAUAUGUAGAGACCCUUGUGUCUCCAAAUAACUACUACAAUUAA
This is a messenger RNA of Mercurialis annua (annual mercury), 1110 nucleotides long. RefSeq names its product F-box/kelch-repeat protein At3g06240-like. Gene Ontology annotation, molecular function: protein binding. The transcript has a single exon. The record is from RefSeq and is a predicted model, not a curated record. NCBI's taxonomy places the organism in Eukaryota, Viridiplantae, Streptophyta, Magnoliopsida, Malpighiales, Euphorbiaceae. Bases 1 to 1110 code for a protein of 369 amino acids.